Messenger RNA from Lipotes vexillifer (Yangtze River dolphin), 2991 nucleotides. RefSeq names its product erythrocyte membrane protein band 4.1 like 2 (gene EPB41L2). NCBI's taxonomy places the organism in Eukaryota, Metazoa, Chordata, Mammalia, Artiodactyla, Lipotidae. Bases 1 to 2991 code for a protein of 996 amino acids. The transcript has 18 exons. The record is from RefSeq and is a predicted model, not a curated record. Gene Ontology annotation, cellular component: plasma membrane; cytoskeleton. Gene Ontology annotation, molecular function: actin binding; structural molecule activity. Gene Ontology annotation, biological process: cortical actin cytoskeleton organization; actomyosin structure organization.
AUGACUACUGAAGUGGGCUCCGCAUCUGAAGUGAAGAAAGAAUCUGACCAGUUAGGAGCAGGUGCAACCAAGGAGAAACUGAAAGAAGUAGCAGAAAAUCAGCAGAAUCAGUCAUCUGAUGCAGAGGAGGAAAAAGGUUCCCAGUCACCUCCUCCAGCUGAAAGCCAAAGUAGUCCACGCCGCCAGAAGAAAGAGAAAGAUCCAUCUGAGAGCAGGGGGAUUUCUCGAUUCAUCCCCCCGUGGCUUAAGAAACAAAAGUCCUAUAACUUGGUAGUGGCCAAAGACGGAGGAGAUAAAAAAGAGCCUACCCAAGCUGUUGGGGAAGAGCAGGUUUUAGACAAGGAGGCAUCUCUUCCUGAAGAAGAAAGGCAGGCCAAGGGUGAUGCUGAAGAAACAGCCCAGAGAAAACAGCAGGAGAUCAAGGUCGACGUCAAGGAAGAGAAACCUCUGGUGAGCAGUCUGGAGACACAACCUGUUGAAGAAGUAAGCAAAGAGAGAGAAGAGGAGAAGGUAAAGGAAAUACAGGAGGACAAAUCGGAUGAAGCAGCAAAAAGGGAGACAAAGGAAGUUCAGACCAAUGAGCUAAAAGCAGAGAAGGCCUCUCAGAAAGCCACCAAGAAGACCAAAACCGUUCAGUGCAAAGUGACCCUCCUAGAUGGCACCGAGUACAGCUGUGACCUGGAGAAACGUGCUAAGGGACAAGUGUUAUUUGACAGAGUGUGUGAACAUCUCAAUCUCUUGGAGAAGGACUACUUUGGACUUGUGUUUUGGGAGAACCCUGAGCAGAAAAACUGGCUAGAUCCCGCAAAAGAAAUGAAGAGACAGCUGCGAAGCCUUCCUUGGCUGUUCAGCUUUAAUGUGAAGUUUUAUCCUCCUGAUCCUUCUCAGUUGACUGAAGAUAUCACCAGAUACUUCUUGUGCCUUCAGCUCCGGGAGGACAUUGCCUCAGGCCGCCUGCCCUGCUCGUUUGUGACGCAUGCCCUCCUGGGAUCGUACACACUGCAGGCUGAACUUGGGGACUAUGACCCAGAAGAGCAUGGCAGUCAUGACCUCAGUGACUUCCAGUUUGCCCCUACGCAGACGAAGGAACUGGAAGAGAAAGUGGCAGAGCUGCAUAAGACCCACAGGGGUUUAUCUCCAGCACAAGCUGAUUCUCAGUUCUUAGAAAAUGCCAAGAGGCUUUCCAUGUAUGGAGUCGACCUGCAUCAUGCCAAGGACUCAGAAGGCGUGGACAUCAAGCUGGGCGUGUGUGCUAAUGGGCUUCUCAUCUACAAAGACAGACUGAGAAUCAAUCGUUUUGCUUGGCCGAAAAUCCUGAAAAUCUCCUAUAAGCGCAGUAACUUCUACAUAAAAGUUAGGCCAGCAGAGCUGGAACAGUUUGAGAGCACCAUUGGCUUUAAACUGCCAAACCAUCGGGCAGCGAAAAGGUUAUGGAAAGUGUGCGUGGAACAUCAUACUUUCUACAGGCUUGUGUCUCCAGAGCAGCCACCAAAGGCCAAGUUCCUGACCUUGGGGUCCAAAUUCCGCUACAGCGGCCGUACCCAAGCGCAGACCCGCCAGGCCAGCACCCUCAUUGACAGGCCGGCACCGCACUUUGAACGCACUUCUAGUAAGCGGGUUUCCAGGAGUCUAGAUGGAGCUCUGAUUGGUGUUGUGGACCGAAGUCUUACGAAGGAUUUUCCUGGCCCUGCUGGGGAGGUUUCAGCACGUGGCCCUGGAGCUGUGAGCCCUGCUGUGGUACAAGAUGGUGAUGGCAGCAGGGACAUUAGAAGCCCAGCUAAAACCCCACACGUGCAACUCACUGAAGGAAAGAAAAAUUCCUUGAGAGUAGAAGGGGAUAAUAUUUAUGUCAGACAUAGCAAUUUAAUGUUGGAGGACCUGGAUAAGGCCCAGGAGGAAAUACUGAAACACCAGGCUAGCAUUAGUGAACUCAAGCGCAAUUUUAUGGAAUCCACACCUGAACCACGCCCUAAUGAAUGGGAAAAACGACGUAUCACACCUCUGUCCCUACAGACACAAGGGAGUUCACUUGAGACUCUGAAUAUAGUGGAGAAGCAGCAGGCAGAGGUUGGGAAAGACGAGAGAGUAACCUCGGCAGAGAUGAACGGUAAAGAGCCGUCCCCUGGGCAUGGUCCUGGGGAGAUGCGGAAGGUGGAGCCGGGGACGCAGAAAGAUCCCACCCCCCUGUCUUCUGAGAGCAGCAGCGGGAGCGAGGCGGAGGCGGAGGACGUGGGGGAGUACCGGCCCCACCGCCGAGCGCCUGAGGGCGCCAUCAGGGAGGAGCAGGGAGAGUAUGAAGAAGAGGUGGACGAGGCACCCGGCCCAGCAGCCAAGGUAGUAGAGAGGCAGGACCCGGUGCCAGCAGCCAGCGCGGUCACGCGAGCAGGUGCCAGUGUCGGCACAGUAGAAACAGUGACCCAGGAAAAGGGAGCGGGCCCCCAGAUCCCUGCCGAGAAGAGUGUAAACGAAGGCGCUGUUAAGCAAGACGUGAGCGAAGAAACGGAGGACGAGCAACAGAAAGUUAACGGAGACGUGGCUCCCGUUGACCUUGAUGUUUUGCCACAGAUUAUCUGUUGUUCAGAGCCACCAGUGGUAAAAACAGAGAUGGUAACAAUUUCUGAUGCCUCACAAAGGACAGAAAUCUCCACCAAGGAAGUCCCUAUUGUCCAAACUGAGACCAAAACCAUCACAUAUGAGUCUCCACAGAUUGAUGGCGGGGCUGGUGGUGACUCGGGCACGUUACUGACUGCACAGACCGUCACAUCUGAGUCCGUGUCGACGACGACAACCACGCACAUCACCAAGACUGUAAAAGGUGGAAUAUCUGAAACAAGAAUUGAAAAGCGCAUCGUGAUCACGGGAGAUGCAGAUAUUGAUCACGACCAGGCGCUGGCCCAGGCCAUCAGGGAAGCCAGGGAGCAGCACCCCGACAUGUCGGUCACGAGGGUGGUGGUGCACAAAGAAACCGAGCUGGACGAGGGGGAAGAGUAA